Cornus florida is the source of this 4117-nucleotide messenger RNA. Its product is annotated as myosin-binding protein 3-like. The coding region runs from base 387 to 3404 and encodes 1005 amino acids. Gene Ontology annotation, molecular function: myosin binding. The transcript has 5 exons. Lineage: Eukaryota; Viridiplantae; Streptophyta; Magnoliopsida; Cornales; Cornaceae. The record is from RefSeq and is a predicted model, not a curated record.
UCUAUCUCACCCCACUGGGAUUUUAUUAUAACCCAAAAAAAUGUACAGAAUUUCUAGCAGGAACAAUCUAGAAGUCUAUUAGCUCUUUUGACGUUAAAUGGUUGCUUAGAACUUUGUCAAAACUCGAAGGAAUUCAUGUUUUAAUUUUCUGUAGUUGGAAGUCGUCUUCUUUAGCUCUCUCUAAACAACACCACAUCUACCUCACUGUUCAAAGUUCUAAAUUUCUUAAUCUCUCUCUCUCUAUUCUACCUCUCACAAGCACAAAGCUGUUUUCCAUCUGAUUCUUCUGUCUGUCUAUCUAUCUAUUAUAUAUAUAUAUAUAUAUAUAUAUAUAUAUAUAUUAUAUCUUCUGUUCCCCUGUAAAUAGCAAGAACAGAGCAUCAACAAUGGCGGCCAACAAAUUUGCGACCAUGUUGCACAGAAAUACCAACAAGAUCACUCUAAUUCUUAUCUAUGCAGUCCUUGAAUGGAUUCUGAUAAUCCUCCUCCUCCUGAAUUCUCUGUUUUCCUAUCUGAUCAUCAAAUUCGCGGACUACUUCGGUCUCAAAACACCCUGCCUUUGGUGUUCUCGUGUGGAUCACAUCUUUGAGCCCCGAAAAAAACCCAAUUCAUACAGAGAUCUUCUCUGUGAAGCACAUGCCACAGAGAUUUCCAAAUUGGGUUACUGCUCGAAUCAUCGGAAGUUAGUUGAAUCGCAAUAUAUGUGCGAGGACUGCUCAUCCUCGCUACCAAACAAUGACGGGGUUUCAAAGAAUUUUGCUUUCUUUCCAUGGAUGAAAGAACUUGGGGUGAUUCAGAGUGAAGGAAAGAAGAUUGUUGAAAAUGGUGAAGUGGGUUUGAAGUGUUCGUGUUGUGGUGUGAGCAUGGACAGCAAAAGCAACUCUCCGUAUAUUGUUAUCAAGCCUGCUUGGGAUGUUCUGGAUUAUACCCAGAAAGGAAAUUUGAUUGCAGACGCAGGGAAUGAUGAUGAUGAUCAUAUUGAAGAAGGAGAUUGUUCGGGUCCGAGCAGAUCAGAUUUUUUGGUAGAUCGAUGUGAAGACGAGCGUGAAAUUGAGAAAGAGGUUGAGAAUCAGAUGAUUUCCGGGUUUAAUGGACGUUUCGGUUUUGGAGAAGAGGAAGCAGAGGAGGAUUGCUCUGUUUCUAAUUCAAAUUCCGAAUUGAAAGAAUUCGGAGGUGUUUGGCAAGCAGAGAAAGAACCCAUUAAGGAGGACAAUUCAAAUGUGGUUAUGGAAGAUCCGUGGUCCGAUGAGACCAUCAAUUCCAUAGAUGAUUCAUCUCUUGAAAUCAUUCCUCAGCAUUUGGAGUUCUUUGUAGGUCAAGGUGGUUGUCGACUGAUUCCAGUGGAAUUGAUUGAUUCAACCACUGAGGAAAAUCAGAGCAAGUACAGAAUUAAGGAAGAAGAUCAUGAAAAUAAUGAUAUUCAGGAAGCCAAUUUAGGGUCUGUAUUGCAGGAUGAGGCACGAAUUGGAGAGAGUGAAGAGGAACCUAGAUUUGCAGUGAUUGAAUCUGUGGAAAUGGAAGAGAAUGAGAAUUCUCUUGUAAUUCAUGAAAAAGAUUUUGAUUUGAUGAGAGAGGUGUGUGAACAAGUUGCUAUGACUCAAGCAGCCCAAACCCCACCUAAGGAUGUUGAUGAUGAUGUUCAAGCACCAGUGGCAGCAGAAGCGAACGAAAGGGAUUCAGAUGAUUCUCCUCAAGUUUUUGAAGAAUUGUCUCAAUUUGUAGUCAAUGACGAUGUUCAAGCACCGGUGGCAGCAGAAGCUAACGAAAGGGAUUCAGAUGAUUCUCCUCCAGUUUUUGAAGAAAUGUGUCAAUUUGUAGUCAAUGAAACUGAAGUAGAGGUCUCUAUAGGGACAGAUAUACCUGAUCUUGAUCCAACAGAUGAGAUUCAAACUCGAGAAAUUCCCACUUCAUAUCAAUGCAUACAUGAAGAUCCUUCCACCAGUUCUGCUAAUCUAGAUGCUGAUAAUGAUCAUGGUUGUAAGCAAACUGAGGAAGAAACAAUUGUAUGCAAAACAAUAACAGUUGAGAUGAGUGAGACAUCAAUAAGCAAUCAUUUUCCUUUGUGUUCUGAGCUUAAUGAAAUUGAGGAUGAUAAAGUCCCAGAUACACCUACUUCAACAGAAAGUCUCCACCACUUGCACAAGAAAUUGCUACUACUCGAGAAAAGGGAAUCGGGAACUGAAGAGUCUCUGGAUGGAAGUGUGAUAAGUGAGUUUGAAGGUGGUGAGGGAGUUGUGACAGUUGACCGCCUGACAUCGGCUCUCAGAGCUGAAAGAAAGGCUUUACAUGCUUUAUAUACGGAACUCGAAGAAGAGCGGAGUGCUUCCGCAGUAGCUGCCAGCCAGACCAUGGCGAUGAUAAAUAGGCUUCAAGAAGAGAAGGCAGCAAUGCAGAUGGAAGCCUUGCAGUACCAGAGAAUGAUGGAAGAACAAUCUGAAUACGAUCAAGAAGCUUUGCAGCUUUUGAAUGAGCUUAUGGUAAAGAGGGAGAGGGAAAAGCAUGAGCUAGAGAAAGAGAUUGAAAUUUAUCGGAAGAAGGUUUUGGAUUACGAGUCAAAGGAAAAGAUGAAGAUGUUAAGAAAGAGUAAAGAUGGUAGCAGCAGUAGAAGUGGGACUUCCUCUGCUUCUUGUAGCCAUGCCGAGGAUAGUGAUGGGCUGUCUAUCGAUUUGAAUCAAGAAGCGAAGGAAGAAGAUGGCUUCUAUGGCCAUCAAGAAAGUGGCAACCACAACACCCCUGUUGAGGCAGUUCUAAACUUGGAGGAAUCAUUGGCCAACUUUGAGGAAGAGAGAAUGUCCAUUCUAGAGCAACUCAAGGUUUUAGAAGAGAAGCUUUUUACAUUGGCUGACGAAGAGGAAAAUCAUAUUCAGGAUAUAAAACCAAUUGACCAUUUAUGUGAAGAGAAUGGUAAACAUCUGGAUGAGAAUUCCGAUUGUGAUUGUGAUUGUGAUUGUGAAGUGAAUGGGGAUGAAAAUGGUUUCUCGAAGGAAAUGAAUGGGAAGCAUGAAGAGAAAAGAACAAUGGGUGCAACAACAGGAAAGAGGCUUCUUCCUCUUUUUGAUGAAAUUAGUGCAGAAAAUGAAAAUGGGAUGUUGAAUGGUCACGGAAAUGGGAUGUUGAAUGGGCACGGAAAUGGGGUGUUGAAUGGGCAUGAAAAUGGGGUGGAUUCUGUCACAAGAAUCAAAUUGGGGAACAAGAAACUUGCCGUUGAAGAGGAAGUGGAUCAUCUCUAUGAGAGGCUACAAGCGCUUGAAGGAGACAGAGAGUUCCUAAAGCAUUGCAUUAGCUCCUUAAAGAAAGGUGAUGAGGGCAUGGAUCUUCUCAAUGAGAUUUUACAUCAUCUUCGCGAUUUACGCAAUGUGGAGCUCCGUGUGAGGAAUCUGGAUGAUCACUGUGUUCUAGUAUGACACUGUCCUCAGCUAUCGUGACCAAGAAGAUAAUCGUUGUUCAUUUGUUUUGGAUGCUUGGUGAAUGCAGAUUGUGUUCUCGGAAUUGAUCAAUGGCUUUGGACUUGGAUGAAAAGCACUGCAUAUAUCCAGUGAAAAGCGGAUGCGGUUUCGCAUGUUUUAAACAUUGGAAAGGAGGUCCUUCGAUGGAGAGGGAGGCUCCUGAGGUUUGGUGAACUUGGUGGACUGGAAAUUGAAGCUUGUCUGCCUAACCUUUUGUUUUCUUCUUUGUUUUCAUGGUUUUUUUGAGUCCAAGUAAAGCCCUAAUUUUUGUGGGUUGUGACCAUCUCAACCUUUUUAGGGAAAGGAGGAUGAUGGGUGCAUGUGUGUGUAGGCUAGUAAGGUGACUAGGUGAGGCCACCCUGUAAUUUGUAUGUUAUGAGAGAAAGAAAAAAAAGCCUGGCUUGCAAAGCUGGAGAAAAACAACAGAGACUCCAGUGCCAGGUUCAUACCACUAGUUAUCAUAGACAUUUAGAAAAAAAGGAAUUUUUUUUUUUUUUUUUUUUUUUUGGGGGGAGGGGAAUGAAGAAAGGCAAGUAAUUCCCUUUUCUCUCUCUCAUAUCUGCAUCAUUUCAUCAUAUGAGGUUUGUUUAUUAUUAUUUGAAAGGGGCAUAGUUGAUUAGUUGUAUACUACAUGUAUCUAUCUGUAAGUAUAUAAAGUGAGUGUUUGUUUA